AUGUCGGCCAAUAAAAUCGAAAGGAUAUCAAAAGACGUGGCAGAACGAUUAACAACUGCUCAGGUAACAUUCCGCGAUAAAAACACGCACCUGCUUCUCGGAUUCAGGUCGUGGUCAGCUUAUCAAGUGCUUUGCGUCAGCUGAUUGACAAUUCAAUUGAUGCCGGAUCGACGAUUAUCGGUAUCACAAAUAUCAAUUGCUCAUCGGUUGUGCUUUUCUAGAUAUCCGGGUUAAAAACAAUGGUUUCGACAGUAUCGAAGUUCAAGAUAAUGGUUGUGGAAUCGAAACGCUAAACUUUGAUGCUCUCUGCAAGCCACAUUCAACAUCCAAACUAACCCAAUUAUCGGAUUUUGACAAGUUAGCAACACUGGGAUUCAGAGGAGAAGCACUGAAUGCUCUUUGUACUGUCAGGUACAUAUUCUUUUGAAAUUUAAGCGAAUUUUUCGUACUUACAGUAACGUAAUCAUUUUCACUCGUGCAGCUGAUUCUGAAAUUGGACACCGUCUAGUAUUCGAUCAUCACGGCAGCAUCACGCAAAGAACGAUUGCUGCCCGCGAGUUCGGAACCACAAUUAUAGUCGAGAAGCUGUUCGAGACACUUCCAGUUCGACGAAAAGAGCUGGAGCGCAGCUCGAAGCGAGAAUUCGUAAAACUUCUGACGGCAGUCCAGUCAUUCGCUCUCCUCUGUCCGCAUAUUAAAAUGUUGUGUACAAAUACAGUGGCUGGCAAGAAAAUCAACGUUAUCUGCACCCCGGGAGGAACUUCUUCAAUUGGAGACGUCGUCAGAAAUCUCUUUGGCGCUUCCAAAAAUACCGAUUCUGAUUCGUUGGUCGAAAUCAAGAAAGAUCAGCCGAAUGAGGAAAUAAUGACUUUGUAUUCGAUUCCGAGCGAGGAGAGUGACAUUUUUGACCUAUUCAAUCUACGUGGAUUCGUGAGCAGUUGUGAGCAUGGCAGCGGUCGAGGCACUUCCGAUCGGCAGUUUGUUUAUAUCAACAACAGACCAGUGGACUACACUCGUGUGAGUUUGUGGAAACACCAACUACAGUAUAAAAAACAAAAAAUUUCACGUGACCUUUCGUAACGUUCAUUUCAGGCAGUGUUGGCAUUCUGCAACCCUACUGCCUGUAAUGAACUUCACAAAAGGCCACAAAAACAUUUUUGCUUUUAAAAAGCAAAAGCCCCAAAACUUUGCUGUCCAUUUCAGGUGACCAGUACUAUCAACGAAGUCUACAAACAGUUCAACAAGUCGCAAUAUCCGGUCAUCGUUCUUUUCAUCGACGUUCCGCCCGGAAAGAUCGACGUGAAUGUGACGCCCGAUAAGAAAACAGUAAUGCUCGAAAAAGAGAGGCAUUUUUUGGCCAUCUUGAGAGCUUCGAUGCUCCGAACUUAUCUGAAUGUUGUCGGCUCCCACUCGACAAUGAAGAGCAGUGUGGAAGAUCGUCGGAAGCUUCAUGUUCAAGUACAACUAUCCGAUUCGCCUCUCUCGGAACCGCCAAGUCCAACCAUGUCUUGCGAUGAUUCUGCGCUCAACUCGACUAUUGAUAGUACAGAUGCGGACGACACCGACAGGUUGAUGAAUAUGGAAGAUCUAUUGAAGCAAAAGUCUCCCCCAGCCAAGAGAAUGUGCUCAAUGUUCCGACGGCCCACAACGAAUAGCAACAAGCUGGAGAAGUAUUCGUUCACAAUGGAACCGAAAGUCUUCAUUUCGAAGCCGAAAGAGCCACAAAAAGAUUGUCCGACUUCUGAAAAAGCACCCAAAACGUGGGGAUUCCCCAAAGAAAAUGUCUCUUCUUAUUUGGAAGAAGAGCAAAAAAAAGAAGAAGAAGUAGAAGAAGGAGAGAACACGAUUGACGAUAUAGAAACGAUUGAUGAUUCUCAGGAAGAUCUGAUUUCUGAAGACUCUCAGAAUCUGCUGCGACCGCAACAAAAAAUCAUGUUUUCCAUGAAAACUCUUCGAGAUGUCUACCGUAAACGAAACAACCAGAAGGUUGAGCACGAAGAAAGUGGUCUCCAGAAUGAUGCUCUGAAUGAGCUGACGACGGAAAUUCGAAAAGAAGAAGACGCUGAAGCAGAACGGCAACUUUCCCGAUCAUUACAGUAUGUUCAAGUGUUCCAUAAAACAAUAGAAUCAGGUUUUCAGAAAGAACGACUUCUUGGACAUGAAAAUCGUUGGACAAUUCAACAAAGGAUUUAUCAUUUGCAGUCUCCGAUUUCAUCUUUUCAUCGUCGAUCAGCACGCGAGUGACGAAAAGUACAAUUUUGAGAAGCUGCAGAAAAGCGCAAAACUGACGAAACAACCGUUGUUCACGUACUGAUAAUUUUCUUCUGGAAGCUUCUUUAAAUUUAAUUUAAAUUUCAGACCGACGCCUCUCAGCUUCGGAAGUGUUCAGGAGAUGAUCAUCCGAGAGAAUCUGAACAUUUUCCAAUCCAAUGGCUUCGAUUUUGACUUCAGGGAGAACGACGGCUGUCUGAAGACGUUCCUGACGGCGAGGCCGGAGAUUCUCAGCCAGCAUCUGACAAACAACGAUCUGGAGGAAAUCGUGGCAGUUGUGUCCGAGUAUCCGUAUCAAAUGUAUCGUCCCGCCCGAGUUCGCAGCAUUUUUGCGUCAAGAGCCUGUCGUAAGUCGGUGAUGAUCGGAAAAUCGUUGGAUCAAAGGGAGAUGAUACGAAUCAUCAGACAUUUGGCGAAGCUGGAGCAGCCAUGGGUAUAAGAGAAUUGAGUGGAAAACAUUAAGAAAAGGGAAGUUUUUUCCAGAACUGCCCGCACGGCCGGCCGACAAUUCGACACCUAGUGUCAUUGAGGAAUAUCUUGGAUGAGUAG
Molecule: messenger RNA, 2820 nt
Organism: Caenorhabditis sp. 36 PRJEB53466
Lineage: Eukaryota; Metazoa; Nematoda; Chromadorea; Rhabditida; Rhabditidae
Source: the annotation of a GenBank genome assembly